AUGUCAUCAUCAAUAACAUUUAAUAUUCGCUUAUUACAUGAAUAUGAUCAUGAUCAAGUUUUAGCAUUAUUAUUAAAUUCAUUUUUUAAAGAUGAACCAGUUGCACAAUGUCUUCAAUUAACUGAACCAUUAGAAUUUGCUAAAAAUAUUAUUAAAGAUUGUUUACAAGAUCAAUGUUCAUCUGUUGCAUUAAAUACAGAAACAAAUCAAAUAUCUGGAAUUUGUCUCAAUACCAUUAAACGUAAAAAUCAAUCACAAAAAAAAUUUAAAUAUGAAGAAAAACUUCAAUUUUGUUGUCAAUUUUUUGUUGAUGUGCAUAAAAAUUUAAAUGUUUUUGAUAAAUUAAAUGCUAAUACUCUACUUCAUAUAGAGUUUAUAAGUAUUGAUAAAAGUGCACGUGGUCAUGGGCUUGCAUCACGCCUCAUAGAAAAAAGUAUUGAAUAUGCUCAAGAAUUAAAAAUUCCUGGUGCAUUUGCAGAAGCAACAAAUCUUAUCUCAUUAAAAUGUUUUAAACAACAACAAUUCAAUAUACUUGAUGAACUUAUAUAUAUGAAUUAUGAUUCAAAACGCUUGGCAAAUCUUAAUGAUGAAAAUAAUGAUCGAUGUUAUCUUGUUGCUCGGAAAUUUUAA
Messenger RNA from Adineta steineri, 630 nucleotides. The record is from the annotation of a GenBank genome assembly. Lineage: Eukaryota; Metazoa; Rotifera; Eurotatoria; Adinetida; Adinetidae.